AUGGACACCAUCAAUGUAGCCUUAGCAGGGGCGGCCGGCAACCUCGUCCCCGCGAUCCUGAACGCCCUCCUCACCGACCCACGAAUCAAAGUCACCCAGCUCCGACGCGCGGGCAGCAAAAAAGGCUCCGACACACGCGCCCCAUCUCGCGAAGUGGACCUCACAUCGCUAGACUCCCUAACAAGCGCACUGCAAGGCAAAGACGUACUGGUAAAUACACUAGGGUUCGGGCUCGUAAGGGUACAUGUACACCUUCGGCUCAUCGACGCCAGCCUCGCCAGCCUCGCAGCCGGCGUGCAGCGGGUGAUCCCGUCGGAGUUCGGUGUCGACAUGAGCAAGCCACGCACGGGGGCGCGGUCGAUUUUCCAAGAGAAGAUCGAUGUGCAGAAACACCUGCGCGAAAUCCGGUGGAUCGGAGGCAAAUUCCGGGUCAGGGGCUGCGGUGGAGAUCUCGAUGGUGGAGAUCAGAAGUUUAGUACGACUAUGCAGGCAGGUGCGGGGAGGGCUGUUGUGGGCAUCGUGACGCGUCUGGAGAUGACGAGGAAUCUCAUCGUGUAUGUGCGCGAGGCGGCUGUUUCGCAGAAACAACUGUUGCGGCUUGCGGGUGAACGAAUGGUUGCGAUAAAGGAGGUGCGCACGGUUGAUUUGGAGAGUCAGGGCUACGCGGAGGCUACGCGGAGGGCGAUCUUUGGGGACGGGUUUGGGAGUCACUUUGAGGAGGGGCGCUUGGCGAAUCGGUUGGUUGGGGUGAAGGAGAUGACGGAGGAGGAGUUGAGGGGGGUGGUGGGGAAGUAUAGGAAGUGA
This is a messenger RNA of Penicillium lagena, 804 nucleotides long. RefSeq lists its product as uncharacterized. The transcript has 4 exons. The record is from RefSeq and is a predicted model, not a curated record. NCBI's taxonomy places the organism in Eukaryota, Fungi, Ascomycota, Eurotiomycetes, Eurotiales, Aspergillaceae. Bases 1 to 804 code for a protein of 267 amino acids.